Patiria miniata (bat star) is the source of this 8296-nucleotide messenger RNA. RefSeq lists its product as uncharacterized. Bases 618 to 3323 code for a protein of 901 amino acids. NCBI's taxonomy places the organism in Eukaryota, Metazoa, Echinodermata, Asteroidea, Valvatida, Asterinidae. The transcript has a single exon. The record is from RefSeq and is a predicted model, not a curated record.
AUAUUUUUCACAAGCUAGCUGAACCUUUCGGAAUUUCAACCUAGUGCCAUCCGGCAUGUCCGGCCGAUCACGCCGCGCCGCCGCAUGAUGAGCUCCAAAUAUCAGUGCCUGGUACCCCGGCGCAUUGAGCAAUACACGUCAGUAUAAACGUGUGCUAACAAUGGAAACUAUAUUGAUGUCGCGUACCAGCGUUGAAACUACGUGAACGCUGUUUGUUUCUGUAAACAUUUUAUCAGAAAAAUGUCUGUCUCUUGUCUCUAAAAUGACGCACUAUUUGUUACAAGUCUGCAGUAUCGUCAAAAACAUGUCUGGUUCGAUGUUUUCCAUCCAGCAUGUCUAGACUAGAGAAAGAUUUGGCGCUUUGCCACUGAAUCGGGAACACCCCCGCAUUUUUACCGUGUAUGCAGCAAUACGACAAUCUACACGUUCAUCUGCCGGGCAAGUUUGAACAUGUCCACUGUAGACUUGUUGGAACACGGUAAAUAUCAUUACGGUCUUCGACCUAGUGCAUUUUAUUGUGGCAUGUGCAUAUCAUAGGUACUAGUAACAGACAGAUCUAUGGAUCGGGAGUACUUGCUCAUGUACGGUAACAUCAUUUGCAGAAUAUUUUGGACAAGAUGGAAAGUGAACAUGGUGAAACACCAGUCUCAAAAAAACGGCGGCGGUCUAAACAUUGCCAUCAUUCUGGAGAUCAAAAACGGUCCUCCAGUUCCCAUAGUUCCUCGGUAGAGGUCACAACUGCUACCUGUAGGCCAACCAUUAUUGCCACAGCAACAUCAGUCUCAUCCUCCAAAGCACCAUCCCGUGAGGAGGCGGCAAUCGCCAUGGCGACUGUUCUUGCCAGUGAGCUUCGGCCUGAGCAUAAACUCCCAAGCCGAGAUAUUCUGGUGCAGCCACAGCCCAACUUCAUGGAGCUGCUUCGAACAGUUGGGGCUCAAGGACCUGUGUUUACAGCCAGGCAAGUGUUGUGUUAUCUGAUUAAAUAUAUCAGCAGUCGCCAACUCUAUGUCCAACAAGACCCCAAAAGAGUUUACUGUGAGAAAGAUCCAUUGGGUGCAGUCUUUGGUGUUCCAACAUUCACCAUAAAAGAUGCAAGGAAACUCCUGUUUGAGAACAUGUCGGUGUUGAGAGAGUCUCCAGACUUUCAAUCACAACACAAUGAUGCAUUUCAGAGACAGCAACGCAAGCUGUAUUACACGUUUCAUCAAGCUCAACAAACAACAGAUGUUACCAGACCAACGCCAGUACCGACACGUUCAGCCACCGCCCCCUCACCCCACUCUUUGCCUUCGGCAUCACACAGGCUCAAUCAAGUGGACAGCAUUAAUAAGCCUUCCUCGUCAGUGAAAAGGACUGGUGGAGGUGGCAAGUUCACUGAAUCAUCUGUUUUCAGGGGAGAAGAUCUGCCAGACAGUGCACACAUAAGUAGGCCACGGCAGCCGAUUCAUGACUACACAGUAUCAGUCACCUCUGCUCCAAAAGGAUUACCAGUCGCAUCAGAGUUCAACAUGCCCAGCAGUACAACAAUGCCACUGAGUGAUGAAGUGACCUGUGCCAUUAACCCCACCAGUGCCCUCAGACAACAUAACCAGGCUCCCCCUGUAGCACCAAAACUACUUGCAGGCAAGGAGUCCAUGUCUAAGAGAUCGCCAGCUUCAUGCACUGUCACAACAUCACUGAGCAGCAUGAGCAUUGUUGCUGAGACUAAACGCAUGCCUGACUUGCCAACUCAAUCAACAGCAGUUGCCCCGGGAAUCUCAAUGUUGCGACCACCAUUCAGCUGUGGGCGCAAGAGAAAACAGAGUCGGUUAACCUCAGAUUCAUCCGAAGAUUGCGUUCGCAUCACAAGUCAUCAGAACUCAGAGAGUGACAAAGUAGCAAACCGACCUUGGUACUGCAUGCUGUAUCAUCCCAGCGAAGAGUUGAAGUCGCAGGGCAGUGAAGUGCUUAGUAUUCAGGAUUGCGAAACAGCAAUUGUUGCUGAUUCAUCGGAUGAUCUCUGGUUUGUCGACGAGGACGAGGGGACACCAGUGGAGUACGAAGUACCAUCUGAUUCCAGUGACGAUUACACCAUCAAUAAAGGGAGCUCAGACGAUAGCAGCAGUGGCACUGAAAUGGUGUAUGAUGUUCUCUUGCAAAGGGAAGACAGUGGGGAUUCGCACUUUGCUGACAACAGUGAUGAAGACACCACCGAUACCGAGAUUUCUGACUUGGACAAAUGGGAGUGUAUGGAAUGCAGCAUGCGCAACUCUCCAUUUAAACGUUACUGCAGCCGUUGUUGGGCUCUGCGUAAAGGCUGGUUGCCUGACAGCCAGAGAAUGACCCUGAAGGAGAGAUUGCAAAAUUCCAACCGAUCCCUUCGGAGAUCAUUCUCAGCCCCCGCUGGAAACAUCAACCCACCGUCUCCUUGGUGCCCUGCACCCACUCCGUGCACCCCUGUUAAUUUGGCAACUGGUGCCCUCCAAAGUGAAAUUACACCCUCGACAGUGCAGGAAUCACAUAACAUCAAUCCAAUUGUCACAGAGCUCAGCCCAAAUCUGCCUGGAAUUUCACGUGAUGUUGCUGAUGGAUUGACCUUUGAUCUAAGAAAAGACAUCCCAGAUGGGAAUGUUGGCAGUGAUGAGGAUGAGGCAGGCACCGGGAUCAGCAGUUCUGGAGAACAGAAACUCAAGCGAACCAUCAGUGAUGAGUAUGGAGAAAACUCGCAAGAUACUGUUGUCAUUGCACAGGAUUCACAUGGACACUCGACAGAAUCGGACUCACAGACUGAAGCAGAGAAGUCACAGAGUACUCAACAAGGCAUCCAGCGAAGGGAAGACUCUGGAAUUGGUUUGACUCAAGAGAGCUCCAUUACAAAUGAUCUCAGCACAUCAUCGAAGAUACCAACAUUGCCCACUGUAACUCCGCUGAAAAGCCAAGUACAGAAUGCACCAGGCUACCCACCUAGAAAGAGACAGCGAUCAGCGUCUGGCUCCGACCUCCCGGAGCAAAGUGGACCCUCCUUCAGUGUACUAAAAUCAUUGAAGUGUAGCAACUCUACCAUUCGGCAAGUGGGGAUGGGAGUGCUGUCGCAUUCUUUACCAACUGGAAAAAGUGAUCCUGGGGCGGGCCCCUCAUCUGCUCAGGCAAAUGUUGUAACAAAACACUAUAAUGACUUGUGCAUCAUUUGCUACAGUCGGCCCAAAACUGCGAGUAUCAUUCAUGGCCGCACCGGUCACCAAGUCUGCUGCUAUCCGUGUGCAAAAAAGCUACAUCAUCGUGGGAAACCAUGUCCUGUUUGUCGCAGAUCCAUACAGGCCGUCAUCAAGAAUUUCUUACUUUAGUUGCAUCAAGUACAUUUUAAACGAUGUUAUGCAAUAUGUGUCCGAACACAUACCACUAAUGUAUAAAUUUUCAGAGUGAAACACUUUAUGCAAUAUAUAUUUUAUAGGUCCCAUGUUAGUUCCCAAAUUGUUACCAACUAGUUACAUGCAUGCAAAACAAAACAGUUUCAAAAAGUCAUGUUACUAAUACUCUCAUGUAACUUAUUAUAAUAAUUUAAAAAAAAGAGACUUGCUAGUUUAAUACAUUGAAGUCAAAAUGUUUGACAAUGCAAAUUCUAAUGUUACCAUCAUUGCACUGUGGUUAGUGUUGGGCAGUAUAUACACAAAUGCUUAGUGGUCAUUUCCCACAAAAUUAUUGCAUUUUGUAAUUUAUAGUGGAUUUGCAAUGAACCUAUUUUUUUAAAUGGCUUGUCUAGAUUUUAGUUCAACUUGGAAUUCAAAAGUCAGUAUCUGAAAUUGUUUUGUUCGUACUUGAUAUGGAUGUGCAUAGCAAGGAUAGCCUUGGAAAAAAAUUGUGAGGCGGGGCUUGGGGGGGGGGGGGCAUUGUACAUCAUUUGCACUUAGGCCAAACAGAAAAAUGGUGUGUACAGAUAACCUGACUUACCUGGAAUUUUUGCGGCCAAAUUGCCAACCUCGGACAUUUUAUUGCCAUUAUGCUAGUUGAGAAUUUUAAAUGAGCAUUAUUUGGAAUUAUUUUCAACGAGUUUUUUUCAGGCCGUUACCAUAAACACACUAUUUUGUUUGGCCUUGGGGGGGGGGGGGGGCUGAUCAAGAAAAACUUAAUGAUGCAUACAUGUAUGUAAUUUGUCUUGGGCCCCGACGUCAGUGAUCGAUAGUGAUUUUAGUUAUUGUUGUAGAGUGCCCACACGCAACUGUGUUUUACUUUCUCUCACUAACGUCUUGGUGAUUUCGCAGGAACAGGGGUGUGGCCGUUGUAUGUAAAUUAGACCAUCGGUGUAAAUAUUCCUAUCGUAAAAGAAAAUGGCUUCCUAUUUGAUACCAGUAGUCACGCAGGGGUAUCACUGAGUUGCAUAUCUAAUUAGUGAUGCUUGAUCGCCACACUUUGAAUUUUCGCAUGUAGCGCGUAUAUUUACAACCGUCGCGCGAUGCGCGCAACUAACUAUAAACCAUUUCAUAAUGGCUGAUUGGUUCCCUAGGAAAGCCUAGGGAGGAAAAUAAAGUAAAAGUUAAACCACUACUACGAGAUUACCAAGACGUUUAGUGUGAGCCGGCGCACUGGUCUAAUUAUUGUAUCGUUUGAGGAUGCACUAUGCACGAUCCGCUGUCCAUCACUAGCAUCUUGGGCUAAGACUAACAUGUAAUGUGUACACUGCUACAUUUUAGGACAAACUGGCUUGUUUCUAUUUUCUGUAAAUUGUAUGUACUCUGCUAUGGUGCUCUGUGGCAAAUCCAGGAGAGCUACAAUAAGAAAGGACAUUGUGCACUGGUUCAUUGAUGUGCGUUUUACAGCAAAAGGAAUCUGAGAAUUGUUGGGCACUUGUUGCUUUGAAUAGGCUCCAUCAACAUUAAGCCAGUUCGGUUUUUCAGUGACCAGAGGUCAUUCGUGAUAACAUCGCUGACGUGAUGUUACGCGCACGCCCAUUCUGCUGGUAAAUUACACGCAAGCGUCGAGCGCCCGUGUUCAUGCACCUUCAAAAUGUUCGAUAAUUGUGACCAUAUCAUUGUGCACAUGCACAGUUGAAAUACUGAACUGGCUUGUUGUAGAUAGUUUGCACAACAUUUGAGAGAAUUUAUACAACAUCAACUAGUCCCUCGCAUUGCCAUGUGAACAAUCAUUACCAAAUGAAUAGCUCUUCAGAAUUGUGCCUGCGGGACAUGGAGAGCCAAUUUAUUGGCUCAUACGUGUAGAUGAUGCACAUAGUUUUAAUUGUGGCAAUUACUAGUUGAAGUCAAUCAGUUUGGUACUCAGAGAGAUAACUUUAUGCUUGGAAAUCUUGAACUGUUCGUAAAAUGUACUUGCUGAUUAUCUACAUGUAUAUAUACAGUCGACUCUCGUUAGUACAAACUCUGUUAAUACAAAUUCUAGUUAUAACAAACACAAAGCCUUGCUCCGGACUGUGCAUGUAUGUGCGCAAUGAAUGGGACUGAUGUUCCCUUAAUACACAAUUCUGAUAUAACAAACAAUUUAGCUUGGUCCGAAUGAGUUUGUAUUAACGAUAGUCGACUGUAUAUACAUGUACAUGCAUGUCCAGGUAAAGAAAGGAGAACGUUUUUGGAGAAUUAUUUUGUUUUAAUCUUAUAGCUGUGAUUGUGCUGUGGUAAUGCAAACACCCUGAUCAAGAGAUGGAUAUGAGAUGUUCCCUUUGAAUACGUAUGCCUGUUACACAGUGAUAAGUAGGUUAAAAACAUCAGGUAUUUUCCAUACUAUGAUACAUUUACAUUUGUGAAAGCCAUGUAUCACUAUUGGUAAAAUGAGUUGAAAGAGGUGGUGUUCAGAUAAAUUAUUCUGAUUAAAUGAUGUCUCUUUUGAAAAAAGGAUCAAUUUCACUACAUGUCUUGUUAAAUCAAACCUUUAAUCGUUCACAUAAAUCUGAUAAGAGUUAGGCUAGAAGGUUGAGUGUAAUGACUUAUGAGUUCAUAAUGUAACAUUUUUAAAACCGAAAUAGAUUUUACAAAGUUUGGAAUUUAUGCAGUGUGUUACGAAAAAUCUAAUUGGACAUUUCACUUUUUCUCUUAGGAAUAUAAAUGAAGUGAAAGUCAUGAGUCAGUCACCAACAGAAAUGUAACAUUCGUGGACAUUUUUAUCAUUGAAAAGAUGUAUUUGCUAUUAUUUUACAAAAUGUCAUCAUGGUUUACACAUAUACAUUUUCACUUCAAUAUGUACAUUUUGAAAAUUUAUUUAUUUUACCUUAAUUCAUACAGUAGUUUAAUAUUUAUUUAAAUCUGAAGUGUUAUAUAUAAAUGAAAGGUUGUAUGAUACUUGUAAGCGUAUACGAAAGACUUACAUGUGAAUAACAUGGGAGAUUGCUGUAGAAGAUAUUCUUGAGCUUGGGAGGGCACUUGCAUCACCAAAUUUGAAAUGGUUUCUUAAUUAUAUUUGUUGAAUGUUAAAGGCAGAUGAGAUUUUGAAGCUUUGAUGAUAGUGUCAAUAGAAAAGUGUGUGACAGUUUACAUGUGAUUAUGUAUUUGUAGUGAAUGGAGGAUUCACAAUUUGUUUUCGAUGUUGAAGAAGUACUGCAAAUGUCGACAAUAUUUAUCUUCAACUGCUUGGCAUGUUAAUCUGUUAAUUUAAAGUGAAAAGAUGUUCCUUUGGAGACAGAAGAUGAGCAGCAGUAAUGACAUUUAGAUUUAUAAAUAUUGGACAAAUGAAUAUUGAAUAUUGGAUCAAUUGGAUCGAUGUUGUUAUUGGCUGGUUUCAAAUGAGAGAGAGGCCUUGGUAGGUUUAUUUUUUUCUACUAUGUAUGAGUGCAAGAAUAUUCUUUAUAUCAUUUAUCGCUGACAACCCUACCUUUUUUGUAUGUAAAUAUUUGAUCGCUUCAUCGAAACUGAUAAGGCUUUGAUUUCCAGUGGUAAUAUGGUAAGGCUCGGUGUAGCUUGAAGUGCAGUGAUGCUGUACAUGUACAAUGUACAAAUCAGCACCUGUAAAGCUGUGGUGUAGAGUUUACAAUGCCAUGAAAUAUGAAUGUCCGUCUACCUUGCAAUCUUAGAACAAAGGAAACAUUGAACACCGUAUAUCCCAGGUGAUUUGUGGAACUACCACUAAGAUAUAUUUCUUUAACCACAGAGAUGGUUUCUAAUGUGUUUUUUUCAGAUACAGACUUUGUCAUUGUGGUAAAAGGGUAGUUAGAACUUAGAACCCUGUGCGUGAAAGGGAAAAUUGUUUCACAAUCAAACCAUAGAGCAAGGGGAAACAGCUUGUCAGGAAAGUUGGUGUGUUUGUUGUGUCAUGACAGUUGUGUUGUGUUGAUUUAAAGUGUUAAACACGUCCUUCAUUAUUGGUUUCAUUUUUGCAUAUCAAUUGUGAAUGGUUGAUGCAUUACAUGUAUGUACACACAAGUAUUAACUGCAUUCCAAAGUGUAAAGUGUGCAAUUUGUGUACAUACUUUUCGUGUGGCUGGUCAUGUGAUAGAGUGAAGUUCAGCGUGGAGUGAUAAUUGAAAUUAAAUAUUUAAUGAAGAAAAGAGAGUGGCUGACUAGUAAAUUGAAGGAUGCACCAGGAAACAAUGCUGAGAAUUAUUAAAUAAAGUAAAACAAUAAACAAAUAAAUAAAUGAAAUUAAUAUCCAGAUCUGUCCAAGGUCACGUACAUAAAUAUCCAGUUCUCUCGUUUGGGAAUAGGGCAUCAAGAUAGGGCUUCUAAAACACACUAGGGCUUGUAUUCUUUUCAUUUGAAUCUUCAUAGCCUGUACCAGUAUGUAUUGGAGGCUGCGGUACACCAACAAUGGACCGAUCCAGUAAGCUCCGCCCAGUGCGCACAUGGGCAAAUCAACACGUGCUCCUCUCCAAUGAUGCCACGCUGCAUUUUCCUUCCGCGUGCAUCAUACGCGCGUGACGCGCACGCAUGUCGGACAUAAAUCACGGCUGUAAUUGGUCAGAACACCAUGGGGCGGUGCUUACCGGAUCGGUCCAUUUCAAACAUCAAUGCAAAUAGGAAGUUGUGUGCCUGACCAUGUUGUGAGGAAUCGCUUUGUUUGCCUAGAUUUGCUGAGUUUCCUUAUUCAGAAUGAUAUAAAUUGUUACACCUGUGUUCGUUCACAACCUUUAUAAAAGCACUCUUUCUUGCAGCUGAUAAGUAUGUGUCUUUGGUUUCUUGUAAACUAUUGACGACAUUUUGCACGUUUGACUUGGGAGGCCUUUCCCAUGUCACAAAAUCAUGUUUUUAGUUCACUGUCAGCGGUUAAAAGUAGGAGAGGAAUGCUGAGCAGUGCAAAAUGGUUCAAAAACAGCUCCAUGUAUGAAAAUGAUUACAGAAACUCUAGUCUUUUCAAAUAAAGAGAAUCAAAUGAAAACUGA